GCUAAAGAAAAGAGACGCACUUCGUUAUAAAGAGGGUAAAAGAGGGGUACAUACUGCACGGUAGAACAGCAUUUACUACAGUAGUCACUUUAUCAAGAGCGAACAAACGUUUAGAAGGCGAGGCUACCAGGCAAAAUGAUUGCGCGGGAUAUUUCUCAACAUUGCAUCAGGGUGACAGACGCGUGAUCGAUCAGUCUCACGUUUAUAAGUUCUAGAUCGAAUGGAAGCGACUUCGUUGUGUAGAGUAUUAUCUAUUCAAAGUCACGUAGUGUCAGGCUAUGUAGGAAACGAUUCUGCCACAUUUCCUCUUCAGGUUGGUAACUUAAUACGAAUAGAAAUGUGCCCACGCUCUAGAAGCUUAUGUUCAGUUCAUGACUGGACAAAUGCAAGCGAAACAUUUUAAACGCAGAUCGGUAGUUAAAUGUAUCAGUACUGUGGUUUUUGCUAAUUUUCUCAGACGGUCAUGAUGUGAAUAAUCUAUUCGUGUGAUAACUGACGAAUUAUAAGAUUUGUUACCUUUCCUCUUAUCUCCACCCACCCCUCCUUCGGUAAACUCAAAACCUAGUUCACUUGCUGGCUCAGUUUCUGAGGUCUUAAUUUGUCACCCCUCCAUCUCCAAAAAAUGUGAAUGUGUUCAUAUUGGAAGAGUGAAAGUCUCUGUAGCUUGGAAGGCUCAGGCCUUCUCGAUUCUGGAUUGUGGACUAAAGCCAGUCAUUUUGUUGUGUUCUUUGGCAAACACUUCACUCUCAAGCUACCCCUGUCCACCAGUGAUAUAAAUUGGUUCCAUAAAAUGCUUCAUGGAACAGAAACUGAGCUUAACAUGUUGUAGCUUUGCGAUUGGCUGACCAGGUUGUGGUUUGAGAUGUUGGUGCUUAAACUCAAGUUGGUUUGUUGUUUUGCAUUGAUAGGUAAGAUAGAUACCAUUUUCCAGUGCCCAGUUUCCACCAACGAACACAUAAGGGUACUAGAGAAGUUAGAAACAAUUGAUGAAAGGUGUGGGGAGUGGGGGAGGGGGUGUCAACCUGAUAAAGACUACCACCCUAGCUCGGCAAGGUGUUAAUCUUCCUAGUUGUCUCAUGAGAAAUUAGAAAGUUAGAUAAGAGAAACUAGGAUAAGCUACUGAAUAGGACUCUAAGCCUUAAAGACUCAACCUUCCAGUUUCUUGGUUUAGGUUCUUGGAUUUGAUGUUGACACAAUCAAUUCAGUCCAGCUUUCUAACCACACAGGUUAGUGUGACAAACCUUUUGACUCCUUUACUCAAUAGAGCUUUUUUAUGUGAACAAAUAUGCUUUAUUGGGAUACAUAUUGUGUUUUUGGGUGGGAAAGUGCAGAGGUGAAAAGAGGAAGAUGUGUCUUUUCCUCUUUGUUGCCUAAUCUCUCUUUCACCUCUUUCAACUUUUUAACCAGUUGCACCAUAACAUCAGUAUGCUUAUUAUCCACACUGUUCUCUAUGCAUUUCCUUAAGCGCUGACAGGGAGAAUAUGUUUAAAAAUCAAUAACUUCUUCAGUUGGGGAUCAUUUCCUUUAGGGAUAAAUUAGAUAUUAAUUGCUCAUAGGGUUUAUUGAGCUAAUUUGUCAAGAAUCCAAGGUGAUCCAUGACCAUAAGAGUCAAAGUUACUUAGUGUUCAGUACCUUAAAUGCAUGUACAUCAAUAUGCAAGUUCUUCUGAUAAUUGCCAGUUAUAUGUCUGUUACAUCUUUUGGUUAAUCUUUGCAAAUGGAUCCUCUGUUUUUGGUCAUUUUUAACUAUCCUCUCAAAAAUGCAGAACACAACUAGAUAAAUUAAGAAGCUUAAUGUGCCCUUCUCGUGUCUUACUGAUAAAGAACCUUAGAGGUUGGUCAUUUUUAAUGUAGGAGAGCUGAAGAACCUACACAAGACCCUUUGGAGCAAGUAUGAAUACCAUCAAGUCACUCAAUAACCUGUGAGUGACAUUGUCACACUAUUUCUGUCAAUUGUUGUCUUCUUUUUUUCAAAGGAUAUGACCAUGUAAAAGGUCAAGUUCUGGAUGCUAAUGAACUCAAAGUCUUAUUUGAAGGUCUCAAACUGAACAAAUUACAUCAUUUCUCUCACCUUCUGACAGGUAAAAUAUUUAUUGCAAAUAACAGGGAUUUAUGAUGUAGUUUGAUCAUCUGGAACAACCAGGCUACACGAUAAACUUUUAUGCCUGGCUCCAAACCAUUUUUUGCAAAACCACAGACAUACUGUGUAAUGUUUAAUUUUCAACAUCGUAAUUUAAUAAGAUGCUGAACUAAUUAUAGAGUGACAACUUUGAUUUAACUGGGGCUAUCUUGCAUUUUCUGGUCAAUGAAGACUAGAUCAAAACAAGUUAAUCAGUGUUUGUGAUUCUUUUCUGACCAAUCACAGCCAAGGCCAUACAAAAUCCUUCACUGAAGUUAUUGCACUGUAGUUUCUGGCCAUUUUAUAAAUUAUAUAUAUCUUUUUUCCGUCAUGCUAACACUAUGAUGAGUGACUUACCUUGGUGAGUUUGGCUGCAAGUGAGACUCUCAAAUUUACCUGAUCAAUCGAGACUAUUUUUAUUAUUGCCCUCAGUGUUUUGAUAGUAUAUUAAUUUGUUUUGUCCAAGGUUAUGUAGGUUCAAAAUCAUUUUUGGAGGAGGUACUUCAAGUUGUCCAUGAUCUACGACAAGCAAAUCCUAACCUAGUGUUUGGUAUGUAUCUGAGCUGUGAGUUUUCUAGUUGAGGAACAGUGGUAUGCAAUAACAUUCAGUACUGAAUUGGAGUUGGUUUGAUCAUCAAAUUUUGAAAUUAUUUCUUUUUACUUUUAAAGUUUGUGAUCCUGUCAUGGGUGAUGCAGGGAAAUUUGUAAGUAUUACUUUGUGACAAGGAUGACUGACUGAAAAAGAAUUUGCUCUAAAUUUUACAUUCAGAUUCUUUACAACUUUGCAGAUAGGUGAAUCUUAAUAUUACAAUAUACUUCUAAAAUUUUGGGCUUGCUGAACUUGUGUUCGAGUUACAGGUAAUUAAAUUCAAAAUUGAGGGGGUUUCUGAGAGGUUGCUAAUGGUAGGUUCAUUUUCCAGGAAAAUUAACAUUACUUGUUUAGAAAAUUAGUGGGAAUUUUUUGUUCUAAGAUAAAAUUGAAAAGGUGGAAAAACUCAAAUUCAUUACAGAAUUCGUCUUUAAAAAUAACAAAACAAGCCUUUUAAAUAUCAUGAAUCUAUCCUCCAUACAUAAGACACAAAGGUAUGCAAAAUAUUCUUGUCUAUAUCUCGUUUUCUCUCUUUGAUAGUAUGUUCCUGAAGAGUUGUUACCAGUCUACAGAGACCAGCUCCUUCCAUUAGCAGAUAUUAUAACUCCAAAUCAGUUUGAAGCAGAGUGAGUAACUUUUAAAACUUUCUUCUUUAAAAGAGUAAUUAUUCUUGAUUAUGGUUGCAGAGCAAUGCCAACGUGCUGUGCAAAAGUACAUUAUUUACUCUCCUCAUGGAACCAUGAUGUACCCAGAUUUAGACCAGGGGUAACCUUCAAAGAAAUUUGUCUUGGAGGAAUGCAUUUUCACAUCUCAGUUUAUGUGUAAUAAAUUAUAGAGGGCAUUAGGAACAGUAUUAAUAACUGAAGUGUAAUCAAUUUCUAUGACUAUUUUUGAUAGACUUCUGACUGGCAUGAAGAUAACAAAUGAAAGCGAAGCCUUUAAGGUAUAAUGGAUCAUUAGAUUUUAAACACAAAACCAUUAUUUUAUAGAUUUUAACUGUGCUUUGUGGAGAAUUCUUUCAAUUAUUUUCAGUUGUUUAUAAUACAUAAACUUGGAUUUGAUGAUAAUAGAAAUUUCAUUGAUUGAUAGACGAAAGCAGACAUUAUCAUUGUUGUCAAUUUGACUCAUCUCAAGUCUCACUUUGAACUAUGAACUCUCCAUUUGAAAAAGUGAACUUUCUAUAUCAAAUUUUCAUGGGUUCCAUGCAUGGUAGGAAUGACUGAGCUGCCCUUUCGUGAAAUUCCUUUUUGUUUGAAAUGUAUGAUAUCAUGGUUAUAUAUUCUGAGGUGUUUUUUGUGUUUUUUCUUUUGUUUGAUUGUCAGGCUAUGAAGAUACUACAUGAAAGAGGUACCAAGACUGUGGUAAUUACAAGCUCAGAACUGGGAGAUAACAAAACACUAAUAGCUCUUGGCAGCUCUGUUAAUGGUGAGUUCUGAUUGUUUCUUUCCAUAAGACUACAAGGUAAAAUUUUCAAGCCUUCUGUAGCCUCUUAGAGACUUAAAAAUAUGUGAGAGACUUGACUUCUUGUGAGCAGUGAACAUGCUCCAUACACUUGAGAGAUCUUGUGUGAAGAUAAGAUGAUGAAUAUGGUAAAAAGGUUUUCUGCAGCUUCUACAUACCAUUUUACCACAUCAUUAGAUAACCACCACAUGUGCGUGAUCUUUUAUGGAGAUAGGAUAUUAAUAAAUAUCGUAACAAGGUUUUCUGCAGCCUCUACAUACAUUUUAUCAUAUCAUUACAUAACAACUACAGUCAUACCCCUUACAUCUACCAUUCUUGUAUCUCUCUUUUUUUAUGGUAAGCAAAGGCUAUUAACAUUCUGUCUAUGCUAAAUAUGAAACUAAAACAGCUUUUCAUGGCUCCUAACUAUUUGGAUCAUAUUUUUUUCUUUUCUUAUUUAGAGAGGGGGGACAGGGAUGGUAAAGACAUUGUAUUUUGCAUUUUGGGGUACAACAUACCAUCAUUAAGAUACCAUCAACCAUACAAGAGUGCAAGUCCUCCCUCCAGACUUGUGCCUCUCUGAUACUGUUAGUCAGAAUAUAUUUACUUAUUUCUCUUGAAAAAAGAAGCACUAAAUGUCUGUUCUAAUUCUAUCAACCUAGGCAACAAAAAGUGCAUUAGGAUGGAAAUUCCUAAAGUAGAUGCCAUCUUCACUGGAACAGGAGAUUUGUUUGCUAGUGUCCUUCUUGCCUGGCUUCAUAGACAUCCAGAUGAUUUAGCACAUGCCUGUGAGGCAACUGUAUCAACAGUUCAAGCGGUGCUGAAACGAACACUAGCUCAUGCACAGCGUAAGUGAAAUUGUCCAAGAUAGAGUAUAUUAAUACAACUGAAUUUAUCAUGAAAUUAGAAGAUCCUCGCAGCUGAGAACACUACUGAAACUAGUAGUUGUAAAUAGGACCUCUGCACCGGUAUCGCAGAGGUCGUAGGUUCAUAUCCCGUACGGGCCUGAAUUUUUUUCAGGUCCUAUUUACAACUACUAGUUUCAGUAGUGUUCUUAGCUGCGAGGAUCUUCUAAUUUCAUCUCUCCACCGCAGUGCAAAUAUGUGAAUUUUCAUAUAUCUGAAUUUAUCAUUUUACAUAUUUGACUUUUGCAAACUAAAUGGUUAAAGAGAGUUCCUGCAGGAAAAAAAUGCUGCAACUUUGUAGAACUGCAAAACUUACCAACAGGGCUUGAGCUGAAAUGAUAAUCUUUGCCAAUUAUGGUCAAAAGUUCAUAAGUAUAUGAUUGUUUCCCUCAAUAGCUGUAGACUUUAAGCUGCAGAUCUCUACCUUUUACUUAGGCAUAUGGUGGGGUUUUCAUUGGGACAUCUUACUAGCAAGUAAUAAUUCCUUGGUCUUGGUUACCUUAUAUGAGUACAGCAAAACCUUCUGUUCUUUUAAAGAAAAUGGCUUAGUUUGAAAAGGUCCAUGUGUUUUAUAGAUUUCAGCAGUACAUGAACCUUUUAUACCCAAGCAUCAGUAUAAAUACUGUUCUCCAUACAUUUCCUGAGCUGCUGACAAGGAAAAUUAGUUGAACAAUCAAGAGUUCCUUUAGAUGGUGAUCAUUCCCUUUAUUCAUUUGACUUUGAUGUUUGAUUCAGGGGUGAUAUUGUAAGAAGAAGUUAGAUUUUUUUUUUUUUUUUUUUUUUUUAAAUAUUUUAUUGUGUUUUUCCGUUUUACAUUUUAAAAAAUAAAAAAGUCUUAUCAUCGUAGUCAUAUCAUCGGCAAAUGCAGUUAAUUUAAUCUCAUGUUCAUUCCGAAUAUUGAUGCCCUUAAUCUCAUCGCUGCUUCUAAUGUAUAUAGCAAGCGUUUCUAGAGCAAUGAUAAAGAGAUAGGGGGAUAGUGGAUAGAGGAAGUUAGAUGCUAGUCACUCUUAAGGGUCAAAAGGUUAAGAAUCAGUUUGAGGGAAAAAAAGGCAGUUGCCAAAACGAAAAACCCAGAUGCUGAAUCAUAGACAUCUCUACUUUCUACAUAAUGGUUUUUUUUAAAUUAAUUAUCUGGUAGAAAUUAAGUAAUUGUUAGCUUAUUAACAUAUAGAUUUCACUGAUUCUUCUUCUUUUUUUGUCAGGACUGGCUGGAGAAGGAAACAAACCUACAGCUGGAAAAAUUGAGCUACGGCUUGUUCAAAGUCUUGAUGACAUUAGGAAUCCAAACAUAACAUUCAAAGCUCAAAUAGUUUGAGACUGACCAUUUUUCUUUCUUUUUUAAGUAGAAACAAGUUACUCAGAGAUUAGUUUUCCCUAAAAUAAAUUAUUGUAAUAAAUUGACCAAUGUAGAGCAAAAUGUGCUGUAGAAUUCAAGAUAUAUUCCACAUUAUACUGUGUGAUAAAAUUUAGGAUGUCUCCGUUUUUAAGGGUUAGAUGCAAAUUCAAAUUUCUUGCUCUUGGGAGUGGAAAAUUUUUCUAUCCCCCAACCUGAUACCUAUUAUAAAUUUCUUGCCAUGGCCUUCAUGAUUGAGGGAUGGGGCUGAAUAAAGAAAUUACAAGCCUGUCCACUGAUUUGAAAUUUGUUGUGAGGUAUAAACGUUCUUGAAGGGAUGUCAGAGUGAAAGAAACAACUCUUAAUUUUUAAAUGUUAUGCCAUAUGGAAAAAAACAUGCAUGGUUCAAACUAACCUGGUUUAUUGUGCUGUAACUCGUAAGACUUCUGUACACACAACAUGCUCCCUCACCUAUGCCCUUGCCUACUACUGAAUAGCAUACAACAAUAACUUUCUCAAUUUUUGCUUUCAUGAAAACCACUAUUUAUCCUGAAGAUAUGUACGUG
This is a messenger RNA of Pocillopora meandrina, 6951 nucleotides long. The record is from the annotation of a GenBank genome assembly. NCBI's taxonomy places the organism in Eukaryota, Metazoa, Cnidaria, Anthozoa, Scleractinia, Pocilloporidae.